This is a messenger RNA of Agelaius phoeniceus (red-winged blackbird), 851 nucleotides long. It is a transcript of the gene ASB13, whose product is annotated as ankyrin repeat and SOCS box containing 13. Lineage: Eukaryota; Metazoa; Chordata; Aves; Passeriformes; Icteridae. Gene Ontology annotation, molecular function: protein binding. Gene Ontology annotation, biological process: positive regulation of protein catabolic process; protein ubiquitination; intracellular signal transduction. The record is from RefSeq and is a predicted model, not a curated record.
AUGGAGAGCCCCGGCGGCAGCGGCUCCUUGCGGGGCGACAUCGGUUUCUGGGCGGACCGCACGCCGGUGCACGAGGCCGCGCGCCGCGGGGAGAUCGGGCGGCUGCAGCAGCUGAUCGAGAGCGGGGCCUGCGUCAACGCCGUCACCUACGACUCCAUCACGCCGCUGCACGAGGCCAGCCUGCGGGGCCAGGCCCAGUGCGUCAAACUGCUGCUGGACGCGGGGGCCCAGGUGGACGCGCGGAACAUCGAUGGCAGCACGCCGCUGUGCGACGCCUGCGCCUCGGGCAGCAUCGAGUGCGUGCGGGUGCUGCUGUCGCACGGCGCCAAGGUCAACCCGCCCCUGUACACGGCCUCGCCCCUGCACGAGGCCUGCAUGAACGGCAGCCCGGAGUGCGUGCAGCUCCUGAUCGAGGUGGGGGCCAACCUGGAGGCGCACGACUGCCACUUCGGCACCCCCCUGCACGUGGCCUGCGCCCGCCAGCACCUGGACUGCGCCAAGCUCCUGCUGCAGGCAGGUGCCAACGUGAACGCGGCCAAGCUGCACGAGACGGCGCUGCACCACGCGGCCAAGGUCAGGAACGUGGACCUGGUGCAGCUGCUGGUGGAGUUUGGGGGCAACAUCUACGCCCGGGACAACCGGGGCAAGAAACCCUCGGACUACACCUGGAGCAGCAGCCCCACGGCCAAGUGCUUCGAGUUCUACGAGAGGACGCCGCUGAGCCUGGCGCAGCUGUGCCGGCUCUCGGUGCGCAGGGCCGCGGGCCGCCGGGGCCUGCAGGGCAUCGGCCGCCUCCAGAUCCCGCCCCGCCUCAUCCGCUACCUCUGCUACAACUGACACCGCCGGGGGAG